CCUGUCGCAAGGGGCUGUUUAAAGUCGUCUCGGCUUUACCGCUCCUCUGUCACUGAUACCAACCGCUCCGACUCUCGUUUAUUUCCUCCUCCAGCAUGAGUGUCUUUAACAGGUGAUUUAUUUUAAUCGUACGGGGAAACAUCGGCCCGUUGACAGGUGAUCUGUCCCAGGAGGUGACGGAGCCAGCGGAGCCCAAAGGCCGGUGCCGGAGGGUCGGAGAUGUUGGUGUUUCAUGUCAACUUGUGAAAAUAUGAGCGCUCCGUACAGAUAUGUGGACCGUGGUGUUGUUUCUGAACCUGUUGGCUCUACACUGCACAGUCUCCUCCUCUCCUCCCAGCCCCAUCAAUGUGAUCUUCACCUCAGUCAACCUGAGGAAUAUGUUGCAAUGGCUUCCAGGAAACGACACGCCGAAUGACACGCACUAUACAGUGCAGUAUGCUAUCUACGGGGACAGUGUUGAGGGCAGCAAAGGAAGACGGGUGCAGUGGAGGCCGGUGCGGCGGUGUACAGAAAUAGUGCGGAGCUGGUGUGAUCUGAGCAAUGAGACAUGGGAUCUGGAGCAUGGAUACUAUGCCAGGGUGCGUGCUGUGAGCCGGAGAGCGUCAUCCAAAUGGGCCUUGACAGGGAGGAGAUUCGAUCCAAAGACAGACACGAGUUUUGGUCCUCCGCUGGUUUCUGUGGAACUAGAGGAAAACAACGCCAUCAUCACUCUGAAAGGUCCAAUGAGAUAUCUGCCUAAUAACCACACCAAAGCAGUUUCCAUGGCAACAGUUUACCCCCAGAUGAUUUACAACCUCUCCAUCUACAAUACCGGUCAAGGCCAGACGCACCAUUUCCCAGUGGUCUCCAGUUCGUACAAAUAUCGCCUGAUGGACUACAAUACAAAGUACUGCUUCUCUGCCAAGACAAGGUUCGUCUCCAUGCCUGCCAUAUGCCAGCCCUCAGGAUGGCAGUGCAUAAUGACGCCUGAAGACCCUUUGAUUGGCCAGCUGCGGUGGGUGAUUGUGGGAAUUGUUGUUCCAGCUGUGUGCAUCUGUGUGCUGGUGGUGGUUGGAUACCUUCUCUAUCGCUACCUGUCGGGGAAAGGACAGAAGAGCCCAUAUAUACUGGACCCACCUGCUUUUCAUCCUCCCCCUCUGACAUUCCCACCUGAGAAACCCAACCUCAUCCUCAUCACCAUCAUCAAAGAGCUGCCACCAGAAAGCAGCAUAUCAGUCCCUGCAUGUGCCAAGCGGCCACGACACUGUGCACUACCCCCACCAGGAUACGCCUCCCAGAGGCCUGAAACACCACCAGCCCCAGAGGAACCCUGGGAUAAUUUGUCCAUCGACUAUGGGUUUGUUGGUGUUGGUCCUAAAAUGGAAAUCAGCCGAGAAAAUGGGAAUAAUCUGAAAGGUGAACACAAGAAAUGCACAGCAGGAGAAAAUUCAGAGAAGAAAGACUGGGAAGUUGAGGACAGCCUAUUCCCCGGACACACACAGACAGAGACGAGCACACUUUUGCAAGCACAUGCAUGGUCGCAGCCGGUGUUACCACCAUUACUGUCUUUUCAGGGAGCACCUCCGUUAGAGGUGGAUGGAGAGGAGGAGGAGGAAAGAGAGUUUACAGGUUUAUUUCUAAACACAACCCCACAAACUGGCCUCUUCUGCAUUCCUUUAAAUCUACAAACAAAUGAGGAAGGAGUGGAGGAAGAGAUGGAUGCAGAGGUAAGAGUGAGAACAGAUGGAGAGAUAGAUGGAGGUGUGGAGGAAAGAAAUGGGAGUGAAGCACUACCCCUUCUUUCUGCUUAUGCCUGUCAGAAUAUCACAAACAUGGCUUCCUCCUACGCUGGCCAAUCAGCUUCUUUCCCCGAUGACUAUGGUGCUGUGAAACUGGCUACAGCACAGGAAAUAGAGCAAGAUGAUAACGAGGAAGAGGAGGGACCUAUUUGUGUUGAUUGGGAUCCCCAGACUGGGAAACUAGUGUUGCCAGAGAUGGCGUUUGAGUACAGCAAGAGGGACGGUUUGGAUAGGUUGAUGCAGGCAGAGAAAGGGAGGGAGAACGGGAUGGAAGGAGAGGAGGAGGAGGUGAAUUCGAUGAAGGGCAAGCUGAGGCUGGAAAAUGUGUUUGUAAGACAAGGGUCCGAGGAGAAGGCAGAGGCAGAGAGAGCGAAGGAGAGAGGUGGGGGAACAGGGUUGGAGGUGGAUGAUUUGUUUACUAGAUGGAACUUGGUAAUCUCGAUGGAUGAGUAGAUGAUAUUCAUCAACGUAUUUACCCCGUUAUAACAAAAAAGCUCUUCCUCUGCACUUAAAAUGUCCACUUAAAUUUAACAUGAAAUGAAAGUAUCAUUAUACAAAAUCUAAUUUCAAGGAGCACUUAGUACUGUAGUCAGAGUAUUUUUAUACCUGUGAAUAGUGCUGCUUUAUUAAUAUUAUCAGAACUAACCAAUGUGAAUGCUUAUGAAGAAAUCACACUGUGAUCAAAUCUGAAGGAAAUUAUCUGUGCUCACCUUGAUUCUGAUCAAAAUUUAGUACACUAAUCAAUAUCUUCUGUAUAUAUUUGUGCUUGAUAUGAAGUCAACAUUCUUAGAGAUAACCAGAGACAGGGGAAUCGAGUCACAUGACUUGAGUCUGACUCGAGUUACAAAGUCAAGGACUUGAGAUUUGCUCGACCAACACUGAUAAAACACUUGACGUUUACUUUGACUUGGUAUUCAUGACUUGAGACUUUUUUAAUUAAAUAUUUGCAUUUUGUAGAUACUGAGUAGUUACAUUUUGUUUUUGAAACAUGAUUGGGUGAUUUCUAGUGCAAUGCGUGCAAACCUAGCAUUCUACUAAGAUGUGGCAGACCAGCAGAGGCCAACACACAGGGCGACUAUCAUGGAGGGGGGUUGUCAAAAAUGAAUUGGGAUAUAAAGGCCAAGACACACCAAACUGACAUCAAAGAACUAGUGGUGACGAAAGCCAAGUGUUGCGUCCCCUAACGUUACCUGUCUCAGCCAAAAAGUUGCACCUGAACACAUCACAAAGACUACAGCCAAUGGCCAACUAGCAGGUACGUUGUACACUUGUGAGAGAGGACUCUCCACGCCAGCAGGCAAUGGUAGUCUGUGUUCGUCAUUCAAAAUGGGAAACCAGGAGACCAACAGGACAGAUUUAAGAUGCUAGUUAGCGAGUUAGCACAUUAACAACACAAUCUAAUGUUGAAAGAACAGAGCAUAUUUACUGUGUGCUAGUAAACGAUAAG
This is a messenger RNA of Epinephelus lanceolatus (giant grouper), 3225 nucleotides long. It is a transcript of the gene il20ra, whose product is annotated as interleukin 20 receptor, alpha. NCBI's taxonomy places the organism in Eukaryota, Metazoa, Chordata, Actinopteri, Perciformes, Serranidae. Gene Ontology annotation, molecular function: cytokine receptor activity; protein binding. Gene Ontology annotation, cellular component: plasma membrane. Gene Ontology annotation, biological process: cytokine-mediated signaling pathway. The record is from RefSeq and is a predicted model, not a curated record.